AUGGCGAAAAGUCCCAAGCCUUCUUCUUAUAAUAAGAAGUCAAAGGCUGUUGGAGGUGCCAUCUCCAAACAUUCUAAUUCUGUAGGUGGAAAGAAUUUUAAAGCUUAUAAAAAUAAUUAUUAUAAAGAUGGUUAUAAAAAGAAUAGGAGAUUCAGUAUAGCCGAUCUGUCUUCUUCAGAAUCAGAUAAAGUUUAUGAUAAUGCAUCUACUGUAUAUGAAGUAGAAUCAAUAUCAGAUGGAUCUGAAUCUUCAUUAACAGCCGUAUCAGAUGAAGAAAUGUCUAAUUCAAAACAUCAAAAAUUCCCUUCUUAUACUAAAAAGUCAGGUAAGAAUGGAUUAAAAGGAAUUAGUUCUAAGAAGAAAUCAUCCAAAAAGACCAUUAAUUGGGAUUGGAAUCAAGAUAUCUCUGAUGGAUCUGCAAAUUCCGACCAGGAUGAUGACGAUGAUGAUGAUGAAGACGAUGAAGAUGAUGAAGAUUUAGUUUCGAGUUCAGAUGAAUCUGAUGUAGAUUUCAUCAAGUUACAAGCCCAAAAGAAAGUGAGAACUCUUCAAGCCGCUCGAGCCAUGAAAGCUCUAAAAUCAAAACAACCCAAUAGUAUCACUAAUAGCAAUGAAUUAUCAGACGUUGAUCUGGAAUUAGACUCUGAAUCUGAAGUUGACAUUUCCGAUAUUACUGCUCUUGCUCAACAGAAGCAGAGCCAUUUGAAGAAACAAAAUAUAACCAAUAAUAAUAAUAAUAGCAACAAUAAUAACAAUAAGGCAAAAUUCGGAAGGCGGCGGUCUGACGCUGUUUUGCCAGAAGAUAUCAAUUUCACAUUUGAAUUUGAUAAUUUCGGAAAUAAUGGUAACAGUGAUGAUGAGUCUAAUGAUCGUGAUGAUAUGGAAUCUAAUGCAAUUAGUGAAGUAGAAGAAGAAAAAUUUGAGGUUCAAGAAGAAGAUAUUGGAGAAGAAAUAGAUGUAAGUAUGGAAAGUGCUCCUACUCCAUCAGGUCCAAUACCAGAUAAAUCAGUAACUGAAUUUGAUUUUGAUUUUGAAACUCAAUUAUUACCUGUACCAAAGAUUAAAGAAGAUGAAUUAAGUUCUGAUGAUGAUUAUGAAAUCGAUGAUAAUGAACUUUUAGCUACAUUACAAGCCGAUAAUGAUUUAGAAGAAUUUACAAGUUAUGGUGAAGAAAGUAAGAAUAAUAUUAAAUUUAGAAGAAGUAGUUCAGCUGAUUCUAUUGGAGAUGAUGAUGAAAGUGAUCCAUUUUUAAAAGAAGAAGAAAAAUUCUUAGUUAAUGAAUUUGAAAUGAAUGGAUUUGAUGAUGAAGGAGAAGGAGAAGAAAUUGGAAUUGAAGAUUAUAGUUUUAGUGAUUCUAAUAAUCGUAAGACUUUAUUAAAUUCUUUUAAAGCUAUAGAUCCAACUGAUGAGAAACAAGUCUUACAAUAUGAAAGUAGUCUUGAUAGUGGAUCAGAAUCAGAUGGAGAAGAUGAAGAUGAAGAAGAUGAUGAUGGUUAUGAAGAUUUAAUUGAUUUCAAUGCUCCAUUCUUUAAAGAUAGUCAUAAUAACAAUAAUAAUAAUAAUGAUCAAUCUAAAGUCAAAAUACGAACUUCACAGAAUUUACAAGAUACUUUACUGUCAAAGGAUAAGAAGGAUAAAUAUAAACAUAAACAUAAGACAAAACCUAGUGAAAUGAAUAGUGAUGAAGAUGAUGAUGCUUAUUUAUGGAAUUACUUUUUCAGUUCUGAUAAUGGUUCAAGUGAUGAUGAUGAUGGAUAUGCUGAAGAAGAUGAUGAUUUACUUGCUGAAGAAAUUCUUAAAAGUAUGGAUAGUAAAACUGCUACUAGUCAUCGUAUGAGUUUAACUACAUCAAUGAAUUCUAAUUUAAGAAGAAAAAGUGUAGCUAUAGCACCAACAGUGGCUCAAACUGAAACUAAUUAUAAAUUUGGAAUUGAUGAUGAUUAUGAUAAUGAUAGUGGAGAAUCUACUGAUGAAGAUUUAUCAUUACCUAAAUCUACUAAUAAGAAUAAAGUAGGAUCUCAGAAGGCAAAAGAAGUAUUAUCAUCAAAAACCGCUGAUUAUCGUCCACCAGUUCUUGGUACUUGGUUAGCAGUUGAUAGUAAACCAUUUGGUAUAAUUGAUGGAUUAUCUACACGAAUACUUCAAACCAAAAAUAUUAUCAAUAAACCUAUUGAUAUUAAAAAUAAAUCUAGAAGAAGUAUUGUAGCAACUCCACUUGAUGGAUCAGAUGAUCUGGCUUUAGGUUUAGAUGAAUUAUUAAAUGUAAGUGAAUUAGAUAAUGAUGAUGAAAAUGAUAUUAGAAUCUGGAGAGAUUUUAAUAGUCAAAAGAAAAGAGUACCACUUGGAGCAUUUAGAAAUAAGUCUAUCUUACAUAAUACCUUACUUCAUCCAGAACCUAGUAUUACUACAUCUCAUUAUCCUCCAUCCACUACUACUACUAGUGCAGUCAAAUCAUCUUUCAAUAAACAUCGUAAGUCUUCAGUUGUAUCAUCCAAACUUGCUUCUGUCACCAAACCUUCAACCAUUAAGAAAAGUACUUCUGGGGCAGGAGCAGGAGCAGGAGCAGGAGCAGUAACCACUACAGGAGUAGUUUCAGCAACAGCCCCCGUAUCAUCCACCAAACAAAAGAGAAGAAGAGCGUCUAUAGUGGAGGCAGUUUCCGAAGGGUUUAGAACUACCAAAUCAGGAUUAUUCAAUGAGAAUGCCUUACUUAAUGUAGAAGAAAUGUUAGGUGAUGACAAUGACCUUAUGGCAUUGAUCAAAGGUCUUUAG
Molecule: messenger RNA, 2772 nt
Organism: Scheffersomyces amazonensis
Lineage: Eukaryota; Fungi; Ascomycota; Pichiomycetes; Serinales; Debaryomycetaceae
Gene: IFH1
Product: Ifh1p
Exons: 1
Coding region: 1-2772 (923 amino acids)
Biological process (GO): regulation of ribosomal protein gene transcription by RNA polymerase II
Molecular function (GO): transcription coregulator activity
Source: RefSeq, a predicted model, not a curated record